GGAAGCAAAAGCCAAACGGAGAUUUCCAGCGUUGCAACAAACUGGGCGUGUCGAUGGGUUUUCUAGGACUCGAGGGGAACACGGGAAAUCAAACCUGGGUUGGAAGUGAGUCUUUGGUCAUGUGGGGAUUUCCUCCUUCGCUGACAGCGCCUGCAGCGCCGUUUGCGCUGAAACAGACACACCCCGGGCCAGAGUCAGCCAGAAGGCGCGACGUUCCGGACUGAAGCGACUCAUAUCCGCGGAGACGCGUCAGAGAGCGAUCAUCCUGGUAAACAUAGAACAACAAGCAGAACGGUAGAAACGAUGGCGGCGUCUCAAUUCAACUCCUCAGAGAGCAACACUACCUUUCUGGAUUCGCAGUUUCGCUACGUGCUCUUCCCCGUCUUCUACAGCAUCUUCUUCGUUGUGGGCUUCUUCGCCAACGUUUACGUUCUGUUCAUCCUGCGGUGCCUCCGCGAAGCAAAGGCCAUGGGAGAAAUCCGCAUCUACAUGACCAACCUGACAGUCGCCGAUCUCCUUUUUGUGUGCGCGCUGCCCUUCUGGAUUGACUAUUACAGGCGUGAAGGGGACUGGGUCUUCCAGGAUUUCAUGUGCCAGCUGACGGGAUCGUUCUUUUUCAUCAACAACUACUGCACCAUCCUCUUCCUCGCAGCAAUCAGCUUCAACCGAUACUGGGCGGUCACGCGGCCGCUGGACGCAGCCUCGUCAGACCACAGGUGCCGCGGGUUUAUUAUCUGUGCCUUGAUCUGGGGGUCUACCAUAGCAAUGGCCUUCCCCUACAUGACAACACCGGGUGUCAACCCUGACGGAGACAAAACCCGAUGCUUCGAGGGUUACCAAAACCAAACGGAAUAUGAAAAGAAGAAAGUGGCAGUUAUGCAUUUCGUAAUAAUUGGAUUGUUUUCUGUUGUGUUUUUUAUUGUUGUGGUGUUCAAUUUCCUCAUUGCCCGAGCCCUGCUUUCUCAGAAUAUGCCGCAGUCAGGGUAUUCCUCCAGCACGGUCAAGUCCAACAGAACCAAGACAUCUACAUUUACAAAUCCCAAAAACAGCAGAGGGGUGAAGAGGAGGGCUCUGCAGAUGCUCCUGGCCGUGGUGGGGGUGUUCGUGCUGUGCUUUCUGCCCCACCACAUAGUCCAGGGCCCCUGGGCGUUGGCUGUGCUGCAGAUAAAAGACGGCUGGGGCCACAUGGACUGGCACCAGGACACACGGCAGGCGCUCAGCGACGCACAUCAGAUCACCUUGGUCCUGAUGGGCUUCAACUGCAUCCUGGAUCCUGUCGUGUAUUUUUUUGCCACAAGGAAGUUCAGGCGUUUCAUUGUGGAGCACAUGAAAAGGAUGUUGAAGGGGGAGGCUUGCUCUCACUCAGGCAACACGCAGAUAUCCAUGGACAGCAAAAACCAGAGCCAAAAAAUCCAGAGUGUCCAACCUCAGCCGAACGAGGAGUAGCUCAGUAAUUUCGGACACACAGGUAUAUUUUUUGGUGACACGUGUCACAUAUGGAGCUGGACUGUUAGCAUGUCUUUUUUUGUUUGCAUCAAAAACGAAGUCACUGUCAUUUUGUAUUUUGAAAAUGUUUUAUGAGUUGUAACUUGUUCUUGUCUCUCCACAUGAAGCUUCAUUUGGCCAAAUACAGUAUCUGCUUUUCUCACCCUGGCUCUCUGUGUUGAGUCUAAUUUUAAUGUACCUUCUAUAGCAUGUAUAUUUUUGGACAUUUUUAUAUUUUGGGGGGUUCUGCCUUGCAUCUUCUCAUAUUUUGGCACCAAAUAAAAAUGUUUUUGCUUCCUUAGGAAUCCCCAUGGAGCUUGGCCCUCAUUUGGGUCCAUCUUUACAGCGAUGCAGUUAGCUAAAUUUAUGACUGCUGUAUAAAAAUAUUUAGGCAAACUUUCAAUCAGGUUUAACAGAAAACUCUUCCUGGAAGGUUAUAAAGUGUUAACUGUUCUACUUGUUAACUAGUACACUGAACCUCUCAAUGAAAGCACAUUAUCUCUUCCCUCUCUUUUUCAAUUUCAAAUCCACAAUCCCUAGAACAAGCUGCAGGGAGUCGGCUUCUACUGAAAUUUCACAACCAAGAGCAGGGUGUUCCCCAAAAAUGCACAUUUGCUGUUUUCUGUAAUUGGAUGGAAGUUUUGUGUUUCAUUAUUUAAGUUGACGGCAGGUUCCGGCUGUACCUUCUCUUGUAAAUGUGUUUAAACCACUUGAACUUGUCAUAUUAUAAUCAUAAUUAUUGAUGUAUUUUAUCAGGAUGCAAAUGGAUUAUAUGUUGUUUUUGUUGUUGUUGUUUUUUAUAGAUUAAAAUUUUAAAAAGUA
This is a messenger RNA of Fundulus heteroclitus (mummichog), 2307 nucleotides long. It is a transcript of the gene ptafr, whose product is annotated as platelet-activating factor receptor. The coding region runs from base 304 to 1446 and encodes 380 amino acids. The transcript is spliced from 2 exons. Gene Ontology annotation, molecular function: G protein-coupled purinergic nucleotide receptor activity; platelet activating factor receptor activity. Lineage: Eukaryota; Metazoa; Chordata; Actinopteri; Cyprinodontiformes; Fundulidae. Gene Ontology annotation, cellular component: membrane. The record is from RefSeq and is a predicted model, not a curated record. Gene Ontology annotation, biological process: chemotaxis; G protein-coupled receptor signaling pathway.